Molecule: messenger RNA, 2886 nt
Organism: Anopheles coluzzii
Lineage: Eukaryota; Metazoa; Arthropoda; Insecta; Diptera; Culicidae
Product: vertebrate ancient opsin-like
Exons: 6
Coding region: 1475-2770 (431 amino acids)
Biological process (GO): G protein-coupled receptor signaling pathway
Cellular component (GO): photoreceptor outer segment; membrane
Molecular function (GO): G protein-coupled receptor activity
Source: RefSeq, a predicted model, not a curated record
UCAUGGUAAUCGCUGCUCCGGUGGAAGCUGUACAACCACCAUCUUCGGUUUGUCAACAACCGCUUAUAAUGUAGGUUCGAUCCGGUACCCGGUAAUACCCACUGAGUACCGUGUACUGAGGGAUGAUGCAGACAAAGGAUGUUGAAAUGUUUGUGUUUUUACCCCGCAUCCUGGGCGCGGGACGGGUGAGACCCUCGUUUCGUGUACGCGUCGCCUGAUGAACCUGAGUAAAAGCAGAUAGAAGAGCUGGCAAUCAUCGUCCUGAAGACGAUGUGCCUCUGUGAGCGAGAACAACAGAGCGAAAGGAGCUUUCGAUGAAAUGAGCGAAAGAGCGAUAAAGCGUCCUCUUCGGCCGUACCUUGUUCGGCGAUGUUCAUCCAGCGCGAAACCACAUCGCUAGUAAACAGUGAGUGGCGCGAAGGCGUUUUACGGGGUGUGUUCUACUGCGUGCGUACAGCAUCCGGAUACUCCGGGGCAGUGUCAGGGAGCGUGCCUGUUGUCUAGGAAAGGUAUUUUAUCAGCAGUCCGCCAUCUGUUACAUCCAGUCGUCGGCCGGAGCCUGUACCGUACGGACAGACUCUACGGGCAAAUAAGCGGGCACCACAGCGGGAUUCGGGAUGAAAGCGAAAGUGGCGAUGUGUUUUCCGAUGCACGAUAGUGUCGCAGAGUGUUUGAAACGCCACUCGUCGCCGAAAGCGUUUGCUUAAAGACGAUGUACUAAUAGAGCCAUAGAGUUAGUUGCAAGCAAGCCGAACCUAACAGCGGUCCGGUAGCACCUCAAGCGCAUAAAUAGUUAAUUGUGUUAUCCUUAGAAUGAGCAGAUUGAGUUGGUUGAGUGCGUAAUUUAGCAGUGUUUGCUUACGGCUCAACGUCUCAAGGAAGAGAGUGAACCUGCGAUGGAUUAACCAUUUACGUGCAACAAUAUUCAUCACUGUACGAUCACAUCCAUCACAUCACAUUGCAUCGUCAAUAAAAGAGGAAGCAAAAGCUGCUUCCACGUACAGUGCAUCUUCCAUCUGUUGAAUGGAGGCAUCACAUCACAGUAGCCCGUACCGUGAGUGUAACGAACGAGUUUGGUGGAACUAUCGACAAUACAGACCGUGAACGUGAUGGCGUAGCGUGUAAAGUGUGUCACGAGACAGGAACAGACAGUGUGGCGUAAGGUGGCGGUGUAGUGGUGCACCAGCUAGCUAUUUAACCCCCGAACUGUUGUUGUUCGAAACGCAACGAGAAUGCUGGUGCAAUAAUAAAGUGCAGCUUGAUUUUCGACUGCUUGCCCAUCCGUGCGCCGGAAUCCGUUAAUUGGACGUCACUAGGAUAACAAGCGCAACAGCAUCGAGCUACUUUGACUCGGGCCACUGCAUGCACCGGGCAGCAGCUACCUUGCAGUACCGUUUAUCAGCCCAGCCACAGCAACGACCCUGCCCUCACCCAACCCCGACCGAACCGUCCGAAACAUGUUGCAGCAGCGAAGAUGAACGACGCUCCUAACGAUGUGGCAGCCAGUGCGGUCGACUACGAAGAUCUGAUGGCACCAUGGGCCUACAAUGCGUCCGCCGUCACACUGUUCUUUAUUGGAUUUUUUGGCUUUUUCCUCAACCUGUUCGUGAUAGCGCUGAUGUGCAAGGAUAUGCAGCUAUGGACACCGAUGAACAUCAUAUUAUUCAAUUUGGUCUGUUCCGACUUUUCCGUGUCGAUCAUCGGCAACCCGCUCACGCUCACAUCCGCCAUCUCGCAUCGCUGGAUCUUCGGCCGGACGCUGUGCGUGGCGUACGGGUUUUUCAUGUCCUUACUGGGAAUAACCUCCAUCACGACGCUUACCGUGCUGUCGUACGAGCGGUACUGCCUCAUCAGCCGUCCCUUCUCGUCCCGAAAUCUGACGCGCCGAGGAGCCUUCCUGGCGAUCUUCUUCAUCUGGGGCUACUCGUUUGCCUUAACCUCGCCGCCACUGUUCGGCUGGGGUGCGUACGUUCAGGAGGCAGCUAACAUCAGCUGUUCGGUAAACUGGGAGUCUCAAACGAAAAACGCCACCACGUACAUCAUUUUCCUGUUCGUGUUUGGACUGGUCGUUCCGCUAAUAGUGAUCGUGUACAGCUACACGAACAUCAUCGUCAAUAUGCGGGAGAAUUCAGCACGCGUCGGGCGGAUCAAUCGGGCCGAACAGCGCGUCACCUCGAUGGUGGCGGUUAUGAUCGUCGCGUUCAUGGUCGCCUGGACGCCGUACGCGAUCUUCGCGCUGAUCGAACAGUUCGGCCCGCCGGAGCUGAUCGGCCCCGGGUUGGCCGUGCUGCCGGCGCUCGUCGCCAAAUCGAGCAUCUGCUACAACCCGAUCAUCUACGUCGGCAUGAACACGCAGUUCCGGGCGGCAUUUAGCCGCGUGCGGAACAAGGGCCAGCAGGCGGCGGCGGACCAAAACACGACCACGAUGCAGCGCGAGCUGACCAAGAGCAGCCGGGACAUGGUGGAGUGCAGCUUUGACUUUUGUCGGAAGAAGAGCCGCUUCAAGAUUAGUCUGGUGAAGCCGACCGCACCGUUGGCGGUGGUGGACGUAUCGAGCACGUCGCACCGGGACAAGGGCACGAGCCGGUCGCCCCUGGAUCAAACGGUGCUGAACGAAACGAACGAGGACGUUGGGCGGGAACGGAGUGGUGGUGGUGGUGGUGCUUAUGCCGGCACACGCUUCGUACGGCCGGAUUUUGAACUGUCUGUGAUUAAUAGUGGAAAAUCGAUUCUAAUCAAGUCGAAGAAUUUUCGGUCCAAUUUACUAUAAAAGCGCACGUGAUAAAGAAUGAAUAGACGCGGGGAGGGAGAGGAAUAAAAAUGCGGGGAGCAAGCUCGUAUCAUUAAGCACGCUAGCGAGUAUGUAGUACCAUUUCGUUAUAUAGU